UUCCCGGAGCCGGCCGCGAGCGCCGGGCCGACGGGGAACUCCAUUUCCCGAGGUACCUAGCAGCGGGGGCCGAACCCCGAGGCGGGGAGGCCGGUUCCGGUUGCAUCAGCGUGGGCUCCAGGGCGAGAUGAGACUGUUCGUGAGCGAGGGCUCCCCGGGGAGCCUGCCAGUGCUGGCUGCGGCCGCGAGGGCCCGGGGCCAGGCGGAGCUGCUCAUCAGCACCGUGGGCCCCGAAGAGUGUGUGGUACCAUUCCUGACCCGGCCUAAGGUCCCCGUCUUGCAGCUGAAUAAUGGCAACUACCUCUUCUCAACUAGUGCGAUCUGCCGGUAUUUUUUUCUGCUCUCUGGCUGGGAGCAGGAUGACCUUACCAACCAGUGGCUGGAGUGGGAAGCCACAGAGCUGCAGCCGGUGUUGUCCGCUGCCCUACACUGUCUAGUGGUUCAAGGGAAGAGAGGAGAAGAUGUGCUUGGCCCGCUUCGGAGAGCCCUGACUCACAUCGAUCACAGCCUGAGUCGUCAGAACUGCCCUUUCCUGGCCGGGGACACAGAAUCUCUAGCUGACAUUGUUUUGUGGGGAGCACUGUAUCCAUUACUGCAAGACCCAGCUUACCUCCCUGAGGAGUUGGGUGCCCUACAAAGCUGGUUCCAGACGCUGAGUACCCAGGAGCCAUGUCAGCGAGCUGCAGAAACUGUGCUGAAGCAGCAGGGUGUCCUGGCUCUGCGUCCCUACCUCCAAAAACAGCCCCAGCCGCAGCCCCGCCCUCCUGAGGGGAGGGCUGUCAGCAAUGAACCUGAGGAGGAGGAGCUGGCCACCCUGUCUGAGGAGGACAUUGUCAUGGCUGUGACUGCUUGGGAAAAGGGUCUGGGAAGCCUGCCCCCACUGCAGCCCCAGCAGCAGCCAGUGUUGCCUGUGGCUGGGGAAAGGAAUGUGCUCAUCACAAGUGCCCUCCCUUACGUCAACAAUGUGCCCCAUCUUGGAAACAUCAUUGGCUGUGUGCUCAGUGCUGAUGUCUUUGCAAGAUACUCUCGCCUGCGCCAGUGGAAUACUCUCUAUCUGUGUGGGACAGAUGAGUAUGGUACAGCGACAGAGACCAAGGCUAUGGAAGAGGGUCUGACCCCACAGGAAAUCUGUGACAAAUACCACGCCAUCCACGCUGACAUCUACCGCUGGUUUAACAUCUCAUUCGAUACUUUUGGUCGCACCACCACGCCACAGCAGACCAAAAUCACCCAGGACAUCUUCCAGAGGUUGCUGACGCGGGGCUUUGUGCUGCAAGACACCGUGGAGCAGCUGCGGUGUGAGCGGUGUGCGCGAUUCCUGGCCGACCGCUUCGUGGAGGGAGUGUGUCCCUUCUGUGGCUACGAGGAGGCCCGAGGUGACCAGUGUGACAAGUGUGGCAAGCUCAUCAAUGCCAUUGAACUCAAGAAACCUCAAUGCAAAGUCUGCCGGUCACGCCCUGUGGUGAGGUCCUCUCGGCACCUGUUCCUGGACUUACCUAAGCUGGAGAAGCGGCUGGAGGACUGGCUGGGGAAGACAUUGCCUGGCAGUGACUGGACACCCAAUGCUCGAUUUAUUAUUCGUUCUUGGCUUCGAGACGGCCUCAAGCCACGAUGCAUAACCAGAGACCUCAAAUGGGGAACCCCGGUGCCUUUGGAAGGCUUUGAGGACAAGGUAUUCUAUGUCUGGUUUGAUGCCACUAUUGGUUACCUGUCCAUCACAGCCAACUAUACAGACCAGUGGGAGAGAUGGUGGAAGAAUCCAGAACAAGUGGACCUUUACCAGUUCAUGGCCAAAGACAAUGUUCCCUUCCAUGGCCUGGUCUUUCCCUGUUCAGCCCUAGGAGCUGAGGACAACUAUACCUUAGUCAAGAACCUCAUUGCUACAGAGUACCUGAAUUAUGAGGAUGGGAAAUUCUCUAAGAGCCGGGGGGUAGGAGUGUUUGGAGACAUGGCCCAGGAUACAGGGAUCCCUGCUGACAUCUGGCGCUUUUAUCUGCUGUACAUUCGGCCUGAGGGUCAGGACAGUGCCUUCUCCUGGACAGACAUGAUGAUUAAAAACAAUUCUGAGCUGCUUAACAACCUGGGCAACUUCAUCAACAGAGCUGGCAUGUUUGUGUCAAAGUUUUUUGGGGGCUGUGUGCCUGAGAUGGUGCUUGCCCACGAGGACAGACGCCUGCUGGCCCAUGUCUCCUGGGAGCUCCAGCACUACCACCAGCUGCUCGAGAAGGUCCGGAUCCGGGAUGCCUUGCGCAGUAUCCUUACCAUAUCUCGACAUGGCAACCAAUACAUCCAAGUGAAUGAGCCCUGGAAGCGGAUUAAAGGAAGUGAGGUGGACAGGCAGCGGGCAGGCACAGUGACAGGCGUGGCAGUGAACAUCGCUGCCCUGCUGUCCGUCAUGCUGCAGCCUUACAUGCCUACAGUUAGCGCCACCAUCCAGACCCAGCUACAGCUUCCACUUCCCGCGUGCCGCGUCCUUGUCACCAGCUUCGUUUGUACCUUACCAGCAGGUCACCGAAUUGGCACAGUCAGUCCUUUGUUCCAAAAACUGGAAAAUGACCAGAUUGAAAAUUUGAGGCAACGUUUUGGAGGGGGCCAGCUAGAAGAGUCCUUGGAGUUAAAGGCUAAAGGAUCCCCCAAGCCAGCAGCUGUGGAGGCGGUUACAACAGCUGGGCCAGCGCAGAUACAGAUGUUAAUGGAGGAAGUGACCAAGCAGGGCAACAUAGUCCGAGAGCUGAAAGCCCAGAAGGCAGACAAGAACCAGGUUGCCGCAGAGGUGACGAAGCUCUUGGAUCUAAAGAAACAGUUGGCUUUGGCUGAGGGGAGACCCAUGGAAACCCCUAAAGGCAAGAAGAAAAAGUGAGAGGGUGUUCAUAGAAAGUCAUUUAAUGGGUAUGGACAACAAUAAAGAAUGUACACUAUA
This is a messenger RNA of Peromyscus eremicus (cactus mouse), 2920 nucleotides long. RefSeq names its product methionyl-tRNA synthetase 1 (gene Mars1). Gene Ontology annotation, cellular component: aminoacyl-tRNA synthetase multienzyme complex; cytosol. The transcript has 22 exons. Gene Ontology annotation, molecular function: ATP binding; methionine-tRNA ligase activity. Bases 128 to 2860 code for a protein of 910 amino acids. The record is from RefSeq and is a predicted model, not a curated record. Gene Ontology annotation, biological process: methionyl-tRNA aminoacylation. Lineage: Eukaryota; Metazoa; Chordata; Mammalia; Rodentia; Cricetidae.